Erythranthe guttata (spotted monkey flower) is the source of this 793-nucleotide messenger RNA. NCBI's taxonomy places the organism in Eukaryota, Viridiplantae, Streptophyta, Magnoliopsida, Lamiales, Phrymaceae. The record is from RefSeq and is a predicted model, not a curated record.
AUGGCAGAUGCUCUGAUUCUUGAAGCUGCGGGUAGUGGAGAUCUUGAAAUUCUUCAGCAGUUGGAAGUUAGAUUUGGGGGUAAUACGGACUUUCGCCGAAGAUGCGACAUUGUUAACGACUGUGAAGGGAGGAGACCUUUGCACUAUGCCGCUGAGAAUGGAUUUAUUCAUAUAUGCAAGUUCUUGAUCGACAAUGUCAAAGUCGACAUCAACAUCAAAUCUGAAAUCGGUGAUACUCCUCUGCUGAAUGCUGUUGCAAUGGGAAAUAUCAGUACCGCAAAGUAUCUACUUAUCCGAGGCGCCGAUAUUACAAUCGCCGAUUCUAAGGGGAUGACUUCUUUGCAUUAUGCUGCUGAAAAAGAUAACAGGGAGCUUAUGCGAAUGUUGCUAUUGAGAGGUGCGGAAAUAGAGUCGAAUUCUGUUCUUGGAACACCGCUACAAUGUGCUGCAUCGCGUGGGAAUGUUGAUUCUGUUCGGUUUCUCUUAGGUCACGGUGCAAAGCCAAAUCCAGUCUCUCUACUUUCUCACUCUCCGCUUGUGUCGGCAAUUUCCUCUCGCUCGUUUCAAUGCUUGGAGCUUUUGCUCAAGGUAUAUAUACGUCCCCGAAUUAAAGUUUGAUCUUCAAGGUUCCGUUCGGACAAAGGUAAAAUCGGAAUAUUCGUUUUGUUUUGUUGCACAUGUACAGGCUGGAGCUAAUCCAAACAUUAGCUCGUGUGGUGUAAGCCCUUUAGCGUGUGCAGCGAUGAUAGGCAAUGCACGAGUCGUUAAGUCUUUGCUUUCUGCUGGAGCCAAU